GGAUUGUAGUCUAUAUAGAUUAUCCACUAACAGGCAACAGAAACCAUACAGGCAUGAUGUUAUUUAGCAACCAUGGCACACCAGUCAGGUGGCGUAACCUACAUGGGUACAGGUGUCACACAUUCAAAUGGAUGGGGGAUUGUGUAUGUCAAGUAUCACUUCGUCGCAAACCACGGACAAAAGCAGUUCACUGCUGAUGAAGCCCUCUGGUUUGGUGGUAAGGAUCCUGACUUCUCCAAGCGUGACCUCUGGCAGGCUAUUGAAAAGGGCGAACAGAUCGGCUGGACGGCGCACGUCCAGAUCAUGAGGCAAGAAGAAACGGACCCGUCCAGGACAAGACCCUGA
Messenger RNA from Aspergillus novofumigatus IBT 16806, 345 nucleotides. RefSeq lists its product as uncharacterized. Gene Ontology annotation, cellular component: peroxisome; mitochondrion; cytoplasm. The transcript is spliced from 2 exons. Gene Ontology annotation, molecular function: heme binding; catalase activity. Gene Ontology annotation, biological process: response to hydrogen peroxide; hydrogen peroxide catabolic process. The record is from RefSeq and is a predicted model, not a curated record. Bases 73 to 345 code for a protein of 90 amino acids. Lineage: Eukaryota; Fungi; Ascomycota; Eurotiomycetes; Eurotiales; Aspergillaceae.